UUUAUUUUCUGGCCGUAACCAACCUAGUGGUCCAGCGAUUCCUUCAGCAGGAACCACAGCGAGCUUUGCCAUACAAUCUCAGACAUCAGUGCCAGACCAGAGACAACGCAUAUGUGCCUGUUUUUUAAUUAUAUGUGGUGUUCUAUUUGCCGUCCCCACUGGAGUGCUGGUCACAUCAGGGAUAUCUGGUGGAAGUAUAGCCACAGGUGUUCUGAUGGGGCUGUUUCUGCUCUCUGGGAUUAUUCUGUGUAAGGUUUGGCAGCGUAGGACACAGGGCGCUGUGCUACAGACUGUUACGGCAGCAUACGACCCUGAGGGACAGCCACAGUUUACUGCUGGAGCACAGCCUGGGACAACAGUGUAUUUCAACACACCUCAUGGGACCACCCUCACAUACCAGUCAGAUGGUGCUAAUCUCAGUGGAACUGCAACUUCUUCUAACCAAGACUCGAAUGCAGGGGCACCCCCAAGUUACUGGGACAUUACUCAACAAGAUUUACAAAAUGGGGUCCAGCAAAAUGCUCAGUCUGGUUCUUCGGUUUAUAAUGGCCCAAAUCCUGAACAUCAGUAUAAUCCAGCGCAACCGUCACCAGGGGAACUGUCUCCAGGGCAACCAUCUCAAUAUGCAGCUCAUUCUCAAGAUACCUCACAAACUGAACAAAUCAAUUCACAGCCACAGGCUGAUGAAUACCCUCCCCAGUAUGUACCACCUACAGGUGAGGGACAGCCUACAGAAGCUCCACCCAUAUUUGAAGGGCCACCCCCUGAAGCUCCGCCCCCUACAACUGAUGGACAGGAGCAUCUGCCUGCCCCACCUACAUAUGAAGAAGCACAGGCAUUGUGA
This is a messenger RNA of Lingula anatina, 844 nucleotides long. RefSeq lists its product as uncharacterized. NCBI's taxonomy places the organism in Eukaryota, Metazoa, Brachiopoda, Lingulata, Lingulida, Lingulidae. The record is from RefSeq and is a predicted model, not a curated record.